UUCAGUCACUCCAGCCCUAAAGCUUAAUUUUGAGGGUUUCCAUCUCUCAUUGUCAAUGGGUCGUCGUCGUCCUCGUCGCAGGUUCGAUCCCUUGAGUUAUCUUGGAGAGUCCAUCCUUGUAAUAAUCAUCUCGCUGCUGCCUUUCAAAGAAGCGGUUCGAACGAGCGUGCUCUCUAAAAGAUGGAAUCAAGUAUGGCGUCAUACCAGGAGUAUUGAGUUCGACGAGAGUUUCUUCAUAGCGUCAGAUGUUCAGACCCAGGGUAGGAAAUCGUCUUCACCAUCAACUCGAAAGCUUACAGCUCGGAGAGAAGUGCUUUUCAAGUUUUCCCAGCAGUGGAUCUGCCAUUACCGGCAACCCAAGGUGGAUAAAUUCCGGUUAUCAUUUUGUUGGUCCAACAAGCUCCGAUUGAAGCGGCGUUUGGAGGUAGAACAGUGGAUUAGGUUUGCCGUAGAUCGACACGUCGUGGAAAUUGAUCUUGACUUCUCUGAUCCAGCAUGGAUUAGAGAUAGGCCUGAGAAUCACAGAGCCCCCUUUCGAUUGCCGUCGUCUGUGUACCAAUGCCGGAUGCUACAGUCGUUGAAGUUAUCAGCCUGCGGAUUCCAGGGGUUCAGAAAUUUUAAUGAACUCAGGACGCUUUCUGUGGAAUGGAAGAAGCUAACUUGGCCAUGGCUUCGGGCUAUACUGACAAACUGUAGGAUGUUAGAGAAUCUAAAGCUCAAAAAGUGUAAGAAUCUGAAUGUCCUCAACAUAUCUGAAAACAUAACCAGUAUAAGGACGUUGGUUAUAGAGGAUUGUUCUCCUCUAAGAGAUGGGAUAUCGAUCUCUACGCUCUAUCUCCAAUCUUUUAAGUACUUUGGUCUGGUACAGUCAUUCUACCUGGAGAGCCUGAGGCAAUUCUGGGGUGCUGAACUGGAAUUUGGUUAUAAAGAUGAGUUCGAUGAAGUUGGUAAGCAACUUUGUGAUCUUCUGCAUGCUGGAAACAUGGAUGCUUCGAUUAGAUCGACUUACGAAAUGCAGGAGAAGGGAGAAAAGCUUGAAGAUGGGGUGGAUAUAACUAAGAGAACGCACGUCCUUGCCAAAGCCACAGGGAGACAACGCUCCAGAGGCACUGAGGUUUCAGAUGUUUUCGACCGUAUGAUCUCUCUGUCAGUGAAUAUUCCCAUCUGGACUCGUUCAAAGAUGGUUCCACAUGUUGACAUCAAGAUUAAUCAGUUUGAAGGCGCUUUCUUAAGUGAUGGGAAAGGCCUGAACAAUUGGGACGUCUUCUCCCACAAACCAGGUAAUAUCGUGGAUGGAAGUAAUGGAGAUAUUGCCGUGGAUCACUACCACCGAUAUUUGGAAGAUAUAGAGCUGAUGCAAUCUCUUGGAGUUAACAGUUAUCGCUUCUCCAUUUCGUGGGCAAGAAUUCUACCGAAAGGAAGGUUCGGAGAGAGAAAUCGUCAAGGCAUUGACCACUACAACAAUCUUAUCAACGCUCUCCUACGCAAAGGGAUUGAACCAUUUGUUACUUUGAAUCAUUAUGACAUCCCUCAAGAACUUGAAGACAGAUAUGGAGCUUGGCUAAGUCCUGACAUACAGGAUGAUUUCGGAUAUUUGGCUGAUGUGUGUUUUGAGGCCUUUGGAGACCGGGUGAAGUACUGGACCACCUUCAAUGAGCCCAAUGUCGUAGCUGUGCGUGGUUACCGAUCAGGGAUCCACCCACCAUCUCGUUGCUCAGCAUCAUUUGGGAAUUGUCUACAUGGAGACUCAAAGACUGAGCCCUUCAUCGUGGCCCAUAACAUCAUCCUCUCUCACGCCAUUGCUGUCAAUAUUUACAGAACCAGAUACCAGAAGAAGCAAGGUGGCAGCAUUGGGAUUGUGAUGAAUGCCAUAUGGUUUGAACCACUUACCAACUCCCCGGCAGACAGGUUAGCUGCCGAGAGAGCUCAGUCAUUCUAUCUGAACUGGUUUUUGGACCCCAUCAUAUUUGGGAAAUACCCUCCAGAGAUGCAUGAAAUUCUAGGGUCUAUUUUGCCUGAGUUUUCAAGAAAUGAAUGGGAAAUACUGCAGACGGGCUUGGAUUUUAUUGGCAUCAAUCACUAUACUAGUCUCUAUGUGAAAGAUUGCAUUAGUUCCAUGUGCAAACCCGGAACUGGAGGCUCUAAGACAGAAGGUUUGGCCAUAAGAACAGGAAGAAAAGAUGGUGUCCCCAUUGGUGAACCUACUGGGAUGGACUGGUUUUAUGUUCACCCACAAGGGAUGGAAAAAAUCAUUAUCUAUGUUAAAGAGAGAUACAAUAAUACACCCAUUUUCAUCACAGAAAAUGGGUAUGGUGAAGAGAAUAAUGCCAGUUUCUCCACUGAAAAUUUCCAAUAUGACAUCAAGAGAGUGAACUACUUGAAUGGCUAUUUGAGUGCACUACAGAGAGCAAUGAGGAAGGGAGCAGAUGUCAGGGGGUACUUCAUCUGGUCCUUGCUUGACAACUUUGAGUGGAUAUGUGGAUAUACAAAAAGGUUUGGGCUUUACCAUGUUGAUUACAAAACAAUGGAGAGAACUCCAAAGCUAUCAGCAACCUGGUACAAACAGUUCAUUGCAAGGCAGAAACCAAUCAAAGCUAUAAUUCCCCUUAGCAAUCAAGAAUUCUCCUAAAAAGUGAGACACUGAUGUUUCAUCUGCAUGUGUAAUGAGUUGAACAAGAUCUAAAUAAAAACUUGACCACAAGAUGGAUGCACAUUAGAUCAUGGAUUGGUAGGAAAGAAUUUUAGAUACAGGCAUCACAAGGAGGAAGACCAUCCUAUGUCAAUCAUAGCCAUAAACUAAGCGGCAAUGAUUUGAAAAACAAUUAAGAAAAAAAAAAGAGGAAAAAGGUAGAAUGAUGCACUUAAUUACUUGGGAUGUAUGACAUAUUUGCUUAAUGCAACAAUAGAUGUAUGGCAUA
Messenger RNA from Nelumbo nucifera (sacred lotus), 2918 nucleotides. It is a transcript of the gene BGLU47, whose product is annotated as beta-glucosidase 47. Gene Ontology annotation, molecular function: beta-glucosidase activity; protein binding. NCBI's taxonomy places the organism in Eukaryota, Viridiplantae, Streptophyta, Magnoliopsida, Proteales, Nelumbonaceae. The record is from RefSeq and is a predicted model, not a curated record. Gene Ontology annotation, biological process: carbohydrate metabolic process.